ACGACAGCGAAACAACAUUUCUGAAACUCCAACCUCACUCAAUCUCGGUAUUUCCGCCACCACAAAAAUAUUUCAUUUUAUCAGCCUUACUUCUCUCUCUUCUCUGCUGCCACCACAACCAAUCUCUCUUCCUCUCUCUCUAUCUCUCUGUCCUCUGUCUCUCUUCUCUGCUGCCACCACAACCAAUCUCUCUCUCUCUCUCUCUCUCUCUCUCUCUCUCUCUCUCAAUUGCAGAAACAAACCCUAAUCUCUCCCUUUGAUUCCUUCCCACCACAGUCCUUUUCAAAAAUCCCUGAUUUUCACGAUCUUUUCCUGCAAUUGGAUAUUACAAAUCUGUUGGACUGGAUUUUCCAGAUUCGAUUCUGGUUUCCUAGCAUUUGGAUUUGAAGGUUUGCAUGGAAAUGACUGAAGACUAUCGCUGGUUCAAAAUUUUGUUUUGAAAGAUUCUGCUAGCUUUGGGGAUAGUAAAGUGGGUGUGCAAAAGAUGAACACGUAUAUCGUUGGCUUUCUUGUUCCCCUUAUAUUUUCUCUAAUCUUCCGGAAUUCAAAAAAUGGAAGGAAACGGGGAUUGCCUGUUGAUGUUGGUGGAGAACCUGGGUAUGCAAUCCGAAACCAUCGUUUUACUUCCCCUGUGGAAACAGCAUGGGAAGGAAUCUCAACACUUGCAGAUCUCUUUGAGCAAGCAUGCAAGCAGCAUGCAUACAAGCGUUUACUCGGCACUCGGAAGCUGAUUUCAAGGGAAAUGGAAGUUGCUGAAGAUGGUAGGUCCUUUGAGAAGCUUCAUUUGGGAAACUAUGAAUGGCUUAGCUACGGUGAAGUUUUUGAAGCUGUGUGCAGCUUUGCAUCGGGUUUAGUGGAACUUGGUCAUAAAAGGGAAGAACGUGUUGCAAUCUUCUCUGAUACACGAGCAGAAUGGUUUAUUGCAUUACAGGGGUGCUUCAGACGAAAUAUCACAGUUGUCACCAUAUAUGCUUCACUGGGGGAGGAGGCUCUUUGUCACUCAUUAAAUGAGACGGAGGUCACAACUGUGAUUUGUGGACAGAAGGAAUUGAAAAAGCUCUUAGAAAUAAGUGGACAACUUGACACUGUGAAACGAGUAAUACACAUGGAAGAUGAGGGCAUCCCAACUGAUGCUUCUUUGGUUGGGAGGAACACUAGCUGGACAAUCGCCUCAUUUGUUGAGGUGGAAAAAAUGGGCCAAGAAAAUCCUACUGAUGCAGACUUGCCUGUAUCAGCUGAUAUUGCAGUAAUAAUGUAUACAAGCGGCAGUACCGGCUUGCCUAAGGGAGUAAUGAUGACUCAUGGCAAUGUCCUAGCUACGGUUUCUGCUGUCAUGACGAUUGUCCCGGUCCUUAGCAGCAAGGACACAUAUAUGGCAUAUCUGCCACUUGCUCAUAUUCUUGAGUUAGCUGCUGAGAAUGUAAUGAUUGCUGUUGGAAGUUCCAUAGGAUAUGGAUCUCCUUUGACUCUUACUGAUACAUCAAACAAGAUAAAAAGGGGAACUAAGGGUGAUGCAUCUAUAUUGGGGCCAACAUUGAUGACUGCCGUACCAGCUAUCCUCGAUCGGGUUCGAGAUGGUGUGAGAAAGAAGCUAGAUGCAACAGGUGGACUGUCAAAGAAACUGUUUGAUUUUGCAUAUAACCGUAGGUUGUCUGCACUCAACGGCAGUUGGUUUGGGGCGUGGGGCUUAGAGAAGAUUCUGUGGAACUUUCUCGUUUUUCGAAAGGUUCGAGCAAUUUUGGGAGGUCGCAUCCGUUUUCUGCUUUCUGGAGGUGCUCCUCUCUCUGGCGAUACACAGAGAUUCAUCAACAUAUGCCUUGGGGCUCCAAUCGGGCAAGGAUAUGGUCUAACUGAGACAUGUGCUGGUGGGACAUUUUCUGAGCAUGAUGAUACAACUGUUGGUCGUGUUGGUGCUCCACUUCCUUGCUCGUUUAUUAAGUUGAUUGAUUGGCCUGAAGGUGGAUAUCUAAAUAAGGAUACACCAAUGCCGCGAGGGGAAAUAGUUAUUGGCGGUCCAAAUGUUACAGUAGGAUAUUUCAAGAAUGAAGUAAAAACAAGUGAAGUAUAUAAGGUCGAUGAGAAAGGAAUGCGGUGGUUUUACACUGGUGACAUUGGGCGAUUUCACUCAGAUGGUUGCCUUGAAAUCAUUGACCGUAAAAAAGAUAUAGUCAAGCUUCAACAUGGGGAAUACGUUUCUCUUGGAAAGGUAGAGGCCGCUCUCAUUGUGAGCUCUUACGUUGACAAUAUCAUGCUACAUGCUGAUCCAUUUCACAGUUACUGUGUGGCUCUUGUGGUUCCUUCACCACACACCAUAGAAGAUUGGGCUAAUAAGCAAGGAAUUGCUUUUACUGACUUUCCAGAUUUGUGUCAGAAAGAAGAAACUGUAAAAGAAGUGCAUGGAUCACUUGUAAAGGCUGCAAAGAAUGCACGCUUGGAGAAGUUUGAGAUCCCGGCCAAGAUCAAAUUACUUCCUGAUGCGUGGACUCCCGAAACUGGUUUGGUAACUGCAGCUCUCAAGCUCAAGAGAGAAGUCAUUAGGAAGGCUUUCUCUGAAGAUCUUGCCAAGUUAUAUUCAUGAGAACCCGUGUAGUUAGAUUUCUUUAGUUAUCUUCAUGAUCUUUGUAGUGCAAAAUGAGGUUUGUUUCUUCACAAUUUUCUUUCAUUUAGUUUAGAUUAUAUCAGUCUUAUCACAGUCCAGAUUUUUGUUAUACCAUCAGAAUGCUGCUGAAUUUUAGUCUGUAAAUCGGGAUGAAAACCCUCACCUUCGGUUUGCAACCAAAGGUUUUUUUUUUUUUUAAUUAUUGUUUCUUUUUGAAAAUUGAAAAGCUUUUUUAAAGGCUA
Messenger RNA from Magnolia sinica, 2841 nucleotides. RefSeq names its product long chain acyl-CoA synthetase 9, chloroplastic. The record is from RefSeq and is a predicted model, not a curated record. The transcript is spliced from 12 exons. Gene Ontology annotation, cellular component: endoplasmic reticulum; membrane. Gene Ontology annotation, molecular function: long-chain fatty acid-CoA ligase activity. The coding region runs from base 485 to 2578 and encodes 697 amino acids. Lineage: Eukaryota; Viridiplantae; Streptophyta; Magnoliopsida; Magnoliales; Magnoliaceae.